Anarrhichthys ocellatus (wolf-eel) is the source of this 4281-nucleotide messenger RNA. RefSeq names its product vitellogenin 3, phosvitinless (gene vtg3). The record is from RefSeq and is a predicted model, not a curated record. Gene Ontology annotation, molecular function: lipid carrier activity. Gene Ontology annotation, biological process: lipid transport; response to estradiol; cellular response to estrogen stimulus. Bases 166 to 3990 code for a protein of 1274 amino acids. Lineage: Eukaryota; Metazoa; Chordata; Actinopteri; Perciformes; Anarhichadidae. The transcript is spliced from 28 exons.
GCAGGUCAACAUGGCUCUAUUGCAGAUAGCGUGUGUUUACUUCUAAACCAGACCUCUGUCCUGAUGACCAGCUCUCACUGAAACCAGUUUCCACCACCAAAACACUCCCUGGUAUAUAUAUACAGGACAAAUCUGACAUACUUCCUUCACCUCCUCAGUUUCAACAUGUGGGGGCUUUUCCUCUGCUGCCUUGUUGCGCUGGCCACAAGCCAAAGUGUCCAUUACGAGCUCGGCCUGAACCCGAAGAAAAUAUACGAGUACAAAUAUGUGGGAGCUGUGAAUUUUGGACUCGGUAUAUCAAACCUUGCUGAGUCUGCUACGAGAAUCUCAUGCAAGAUCAGCAUCGUCGGUGCGUCUGAGAAAACCUUCAUCCUGCAGGUUUCAGACUUUGCCUUUGAAGAUUUCAAUGGCAUCCAGGGAAGGAACACAUUUAACGCCUCCUCAAAGCUCACCCAGCGUAUUGCUUCCCAGCUCAGCAAACCCUUCGUGUUUGACUACGACAGCGGACACGUUAGUAACAUCCGCACCUCUGUUGAGAUUUCUGACACUAUUGUCAACAUUGUGAGAGGGAUCCUGGGUUUGUUCCAAGUGACUGUGAAGACCACACAGAUCAUCUAUGACCUUGAAGAGGUUGGCAUCCAUGGAAAUUGUCAGAGUCAUUAUGCUACUGAAGUAAACCCGGCAACAAAGGACAUGACCAUCACUCAGGUCGUGGAUGUCAAUAACUGCAGGGAGAAAGCAGCCAUCUACAGAGGAAUGGCUACCGCUGUGCUCGACGAAGAGGCCAAAGCAAGAGGCGAAUCUAUCGUGUCGACCGUGAGAUGUGUUUACACAGUCAAGCCAACAGCAGACGGAGGUCUCAUCACCUGGGCUCGUGGCCUGGAGCAACAGCACUUCAGUCCCUUCAACGUGAAGGGCGGCAACUUCAAGAUGGAAGCGAAGAACGAACUGGUGCUGCUCAGCGUGAAUGAGACAGCGAAAGCCGCCACGUUUGGGUCAAUGCAAAGCAGGGGAGACCUUGUGUUUAAGUUUGUCAAUGCAGAAGCCAAUGUCCCCAUUAUGAUGCAGAACCUGGACGACCCAGCCACAAAGGCUGCGGAGUUGAUCAAGCAUCUGGCGGAGGUCAAUCGUUACCAGAUUGACAGCGCAACAUCUGAGGACACUAUAAAGCUGUAUCAACUCCUGCGAGUGAUGCCUUAUGAAGGAUUAGAAGUUUUGUGGAAGCAAUUUGCAGGAAAUGAGGAGCAGAGACGCUGGUUUUUGGACGUGAUUGUUGAAGUCAGCGAUGCCAGAAUCCUGAAGUUUUUUGAGACGAGGUUCCAGGCUGGAGAUUUGUCUGCAAAUGAAGCUCUGCAAACCCUGGUGGUGGCAUUUAACCAUCUCCAGGCUAUUCCUGAUCUGGUUGAGAUGGCUAAAAUGUUCUUGAACAUGCCCUUCUCUAAAUCCAAUGUCUAUUUGUGGAAUACUGUGGUGCUUUCCUAUGGCUCUCUGGUUUACAAGCACUGUGCCUAUUAUACACCUUGUCCUGUGGCUGUUGUUCAGCCACUGCUGGACAUGGCCGUGGAAAGUCUGAGGAAUGGCAACCAGACCAACAUGGUCCUCGCUCUGAAAGCUCUGGGGAACGCAGGUCAUCCAGGCAGCAUUAAAACCAUCAUGCGCUUCCUCCCCGGAGUUGCUGCCACGCCUGUGGAUCUGCCACCUCGUGUGCUGAGUGCCGCUGUGCAGUCUAUGAGACUCAUAGCUGCCAGAGACCCUCACAGUGUCCAAGACAUUGCCAUGAGUCUGUUCCUGCAGAAGAACCUUCCCACUGAGAUUCGCAUGCUGGCAUUCAUGAUCCUGUUUGACUGUAAACCAUCAAUGGCUGUGGUGUCCAUAGUGACUGUACAUCUACAGGAGGAAAAAGACCUCCAUGUUGUUAGUUUUGCAUACUCCUACUUGAAAAGCCUUUCCAGAUCCAGUACUCCCAACAACCACGUCCUCUCAACUGCCUGCAAUGUAGCCGUGAAAAUCCUGGCUCCUAGAUUUGGCCGUUUCAGCUAUCACUACAGCAAAGCAAUGCACAUGGACUGGUUCAAUGAUGAUUUCCUAAUUGGUACAGCCACAGAAGUCUUCAUGCUGAGAAGUGCAACGAGCAUCUUUCCUACAGAAAUCAUGAUGAAAGGAAAAUUGUAUUUCAUUGGUAGAAUUCUGGAGCUAAUGGAGUUGGGUAUCCGUGCUGACGGACUCAGUGCGUUGUUUGGUGACCACAUCCCUGGUUUUAAAGGAGAUCUUAGUUUCAGUGACUUUCAGGCUAUUCUCAAUGUGCUUCAAAACUGGGAAAUUCUGCCCGACGAUAAGCCCGUCCUGACUGCCUAUUCACGGGCCUCCGGACAAGAGUGGUUCUUUGCUGAUCUCAGCAAAGAGACCAUCAAGAACAUUAUCAAGGACGCGAGUCAUUCUGCAGAGAAAGGGAGUUCUCUGUGGGCCGCAAUUGAGAAACUACAGAGGGGAGUGUCAUGGCAUUGGACAAAGACUUUCUUAAUCCUUGAGGUUCGCUACUUCCAAGCUACCAUCCUGGGUUUCCCACUGGAGAUAAGCAAAUAUUAUAAGUCCAUCAGUGGAAUCACUGUAAAUGCCACAGUCGCAGUAAAUCCACCAAUGACUGACCGUCUUGGACAACUGUUAACUUCUGAAAUUUCACUGGAGACUGAUGGUUUUAUUGGUUUUACAAAGGAUUUAUGGGUUUCCUACGGAAUCAACACAGAGCUGUUCCAAUGCGGUUCCGAGUUCAAAGCCAAAGCACCUCUUGCAAUCCCGUGGAAGUUUUCUGCCAAGAUCAACGUCGCAGAAAAGAAGUUUGCACUCGACUUCGCUCCAUGCAAAAAAGAGUUUGAUCUUGUUUCAGUCAGCUCCAAUGUGUACGCAGUCACCAGGAACAUCGGAGAGCCAGACUUGGCUAAAAUGACUCCAAUAAUACCAAACUAUUUUGACUCCAAUGAUGAAGUCGUCCCCACGGGCCCCACAGUUGUGACACCUGAGUCAGAUCAGCUCCCGACAAGAAACACCUGGCAACGAAGAGACAAAAUGUGUGCUGAGAGUAACAUUUAUGGAACUGGUCUGUGUGUGGAGUAUAAGUUAAGGAGAGAAUAUUAUCAUGAGGAAUACCCCCUGUACUAUUUCCUGGGAUACACCCACAUGGCAUUCAAAGUAGGACCAGCCCAGGCAAACAACGCUGUUGACAAAAUCCACUUUGAGGUUAAUGCCGGCCCGAGCAGCCUUCCAGUCAGCGGAAUCCAACUGCUUGAGACUCUGAGGGGGCUUUCCAAGGGAGCCACCCAGCAAGAAGGUCUGUCCUCUGAUUCAGCCUUAAGCAUCAGAUCUCAUCACAGCCAUCAUGACAACUUAAUGGAAGUAAUGGAAGGCAGGAAUUCAACACCCGAAGCUGUGUUCAAUGUCAAUGCCUUUGCCAUUAGUGGCAACAACAAGCCCGAGGGUUACAAUGCAGUCUUCUACAACACACCCGAGGCAACAAUUAGAAAAACCCAGCUGAUUGUGUCCCAGGUUGGAGAAGACACCAACUGGAAGAUGUGCAUCGACACCACUGUGACGCCCCAUGUCGAGGCAAAGGCAAACAUUAGAUGGGGAGCUGAAUGUCAGUCCUAUCAAAUGUCAAUAAUAUCUGCAACUGCACACAUGCCUGGCGCCAGGACGACAAUCAAGGCCAAAAUACACUGGACCCGGAUCCCAGAGAACGUGUCAGAGGUUUGCACAAGAUUUAAAAAGUACAUUCCAGGUGUGGCUCUCCUUCUCCAAUUCUACCAGAAACAUGAGAAAAACGCUAAGCAGGAGAUUUCUGCAUCAGUCGUUGAAUCCUCAGCAGACAGCAUUGAUGUGAAGAUUAAAUUCCCAGAGUAUACAGUCUACCGCCAGGCUAUUCCAUUUCCACUGCCGCCUGUUUCCAGGAGUUUCAACAUUGACAACACAACAAUAGACAACUUUGGACAAGCAUAAAAACACCAGAGAGACAACAAAGCCCAGAUGGGAGCCAGAUGCCUCUCUUUAAAGUGAUAACGCUGCAACCAAAAUCUCACCACCCUGAUGAAAGUGGGAAUCAUGAAAAAUGCAUCAGUAAUCCGCCAGAUGUCACCAGUUUGGAAAUAACCUGUAAAGGUCCUGAUUUAUUCAUUAUAUAGCAUGUUAAUAUUUGAACACCCUCUUUUGAUAGAAUAUUGUGUAAAUUCUUGCUUCUGUACCAAAAUAUUGUAUCUUCGUAAUUGAUUUACUAAAGCUUGUUUCAGUAAG